AACUGAACCUUUGUGCACGCAAAAUAACGUCUGCGGAUUUUUUAAUUUCUCUCAAUGAAAAGUCCACCAGAUUUGAACAAAAUGAGAAAUUAAAGCUGUUAGAGAUGGAUGGCGACGGAUCUACCACAGAUGACGAUUCAACAGAAGAUGAAGAAGACUCAAAAACAGCUGAUACUGAAUCAGGAAAAAAUGUAAACAACCCCAACGCUCAAACAAGAGGUCACAUCGAUGUUAAGGUUGAUGAGAGGAAUGGCAAUGGCGCAAACUUCUCAGCCUUGAAUGAUGAAGGGUUAUCGACAGCUACAUCAGAUUUUAAGUCCUUUGCUACAGAGGACACUACAUUCUUUACUCACCUGAAAGGAAAUGAAGCUGAAGAAACCAUGAGAUUUAAGUAUGGCAACUAUGAAGCAGUUACCAAAAGUCCUCAACAGGAAAAGGCAGAUUUGAGAUCAAAAGGAGAUCAUAUGCAAUCAAAGGCAAGGAGCAGAGGGAAAGGGAAAUUAAAUGUUUCUGUCCAGUCUAACAACAAAUCACUUGGUAGGAGGACUUCAGUGAACAAGAAAAACAGUUCCUCUGUCAUUCAGAAUGUAGAGGAGGAAUGCAAAAUAAUAAAACACAGCAGAAAUUCUGCUAAAUCACCAAGCUCAACAUCAAAUCCAGGAAAUACAAGUUUUGAGAAGGCUAAAUUGAAAAUCAGUGAGAGAAAUGAGUCAUAUGUGGAUAAUGAAAUGCUAGCAGAUGGUUUUGAUGAUCAAGACAUGAUAAGACCAUCUUUCACAGAGCCAGCCUUGGGUCCUUCAGUACCUUUUAUUUUGUCCAAACCUGGAGUUGUUCCAGUGAUUCAGAUUCCAGCAACAAUCAAUUCCUAUUUGCGGCAAUAUCAGAGAGAUGGAGUCAGCUUCUUGUUCCAACACUACUCUGAAAAUACUGGCGCCAUUCUUGGAGAUGACAUGGGUUUGGGUAAAACGGUUCAGGUUAUUUCCUUCAUUUCUGCCAUUUUGGGUAAAACUGGAACCAAAGUUGAUAUAUUCCGCAAAUUCAUGGAUAGAAUGGCGCGUGAAAAACAGGAAAAAGUCAACCCAGAGACAGGUACCUUUCUGGUUGUAAGUCCAGGCUCUGUCAUGUUCAACUGGAGGGAUGAGCUAGAAACAUGGGGUCAUUUUAAGACGGGUCUCUUUCAUGGUACCACUAGGGAGUCCACUUUAGAUAGGGCCUCUAGAGGGCGACUAGAUGUAGUUCUGACUACAUAUGAGACCAUGAGAAAUUACUUGACUGAUGUGAACCGACUCAAAUGGUUAGCUGUAAUCAUGGACGAAGUCCAUCGCCUCAAAGAUCCCAAGGCUCAAAUAACUGUGGCUGCUAAAGCUCUCAAUGUGAAAAGAAGAUAUGGCCUCACAGGGACCCCACUUCAGAAUAAACUGGAGGAGUUCUGGUGUGUGUUGGACUGGGCAAACCCAGGAAGUCUGGGAUCAGCCAAAAACUUCAAUCAGGAGUUUGGCAAACCCAUGCUGAAAGGACAGACUUUUGACGCAACUAAAAGAGAACUGGCUGUGGGAAGAAAGAGAUCAAAAGAUCUUCAAGAUAGAAUUGGAAGAUGGUUUCUUCGAAGAACGAAAGCGCUCAUUGCAGAUCAGUUACCUAAAAAGGACGAGGCAGUGGUGUUCUGCCCGCUAACGCCUUUCCAGGAAAAUGUUUACCAAACCCUUUUACAGAACCCGGAUGUUGAACUGAUCCGCAAGAAAAACUUUCCUUGUGAUUGCGGCAGUGGACAGGAUAGAGGCAAAUGUUGUUACACGCUCAGCUCAGAGUUUGAGGACAUCAAGACCGCAGCCAUGCGGUUCUUUCAACUGCUGUUAAAAGUUGCAAAUCACGCCGCUUUGUUGGCCCCAACCGUCAGACAAUCACUCGACCAGCAAGAAAAGGCUAAAGACCUUUGUUUGCGUGUAUUCGCAAGAUAUCCAGAAUUUUCCGGAUGCACAGAAAUAUCGUCGUUUGAACUUUUAUCAGACCCAAAGUACUGUGGAAAAAUGAAGGUACUUGAAAAAUUGAUGAAGGUUUUUCAAGAAGAACGCAGCAAACUACUUCUCUUCUCAAGAUCCACGCAGCUGCUUAACAUCUUAGAGGAGUUUGUAAUCAGUAAAGGACUGGUGUACAGUCGUUUGGACGGAGGAACCAAGCCUGCAGACAGAACCCGUUUGGUACACGAGUUUAACGUCGACCCAAAUAUCUUUUUGUGUCUUAUCUCGACUAAAGCGGGAGGACUGGGACUCAACUUCACCGGAGCUAAUAUUGUUAUAAUAUUUGACCCCAACUGGAAUCCGUCCAGUGACUUGCAGGCACAGGACAGGGCAUAUCGCAUUGGACAGCGAAGAGAUGUGAAGGUCUAUCGCUUAAUAUCUUUGGGGACAAUCGAAGAAAUGAUGUAUCUUCGACAAGUUUACAAGCAGCAACUGGCCAGUAUGGCGGUCGGAGGAACAAACGAGAGGCGAUACUUUACAGGUGUUGAAGGUGACAAGGACAAGAAAGGCGAGCUGUUCGGACUCGAGAAUCUGUUCUCUUACCGUGCUGAAGGUGCCAGUUUGUCCAAAGAUAUCAUCAGAAGAACAGAGGAACUAGAAGCUGGAUAUAAAGUUGCAGAAUAUGAGUUGACAAACUUCAAGGAAUGGGAAAAUGCCUUAGAGGGGGAGGACAAUAACAGCUCUGCAAACCUGAAAGUUCACGACGAUCCUUAUAACAUUGAAGAACUCGCGUCACAAUUUGUUGAUGAUCAGCAAAGGACGUCAUCUCGAAUCACUUCAAAGAAACAAUAUUCUGAGAACCGUUUUAAAGGUAUGUCAUUGAAGAAUAAACUCAUUGAAGACCAUAGCGGUUUUGCUGAACACUACGGGGAUUCCUUCAAAAGAAUGGAAAGUAAGGGUAGUCAUGAAGAUGAGAAAGGCAUUCUUCACGAAUUUGACAACAGUCAAUUGUGUUCAAAUGACAAUGACGAUUUUCUUGAAACGAAAACUCAUAAGAACAAGUUUGUCUCCAAAAAUACGAAACCUAAGAGCUCUCUGGAAAAAAUUGAAACGAGGAAGUGCGUAUCUGUUGAGCUGUUCCUGGGAUUAGAAGACGAUAACGGAGCAAAUAGCUCAUUGCAUAACUUCACGAAAGUCAAAGAAAAAGCAAGCGUUUCCUGCACGAGAAUUCCUGCUUCGAUCGAGGAAGAAAGUUCCGAUGUUAUCCAUCCUACUCCGAGUUGUAAACGUGGAUCUAAAUCGAUAAUAACCAAUACAAUCUGUGCGGGAGAUUCAAUCGACCAAGGAUCAUGUAGUAAAGAGAAGAAACAAAGUGAGAUGAGGAAUUCAUCCAGAACGUCUUCGUCAAGUGGAGAAGAUGACUCCAACGAAGGCUUGUUCUUCAAGCGUAAACGAAAACAAUCAGCACGAUUUUUCAGAAAGAGGAAGCAUGCAGAGAUGUCGGCGAAAGCUGUACUUAAAGAUGGUCAAGGGAAAUUUCGAAGAUAUACAGGACAGAAAAACUACAACAGCAGGGUCGACAACCAUCCUGUAAGAGAGGUAAAAAAAGCAAGGAAAGAAAACACGGUGGCAGAAAUUCUGGAAUCAUGUGGAGUGCAUUACACACACGCCAAUCGGCAUGUCGUCGGACCAAGUGAAGCAGAGAAUCACAUGUCAAAACAGGCACUACAAGAUGUGUUUGAGCUCAAGCAGUUUUCUCAGCAGCCAGCAAAUUGUUUUCCCGCCUGGGAGGCCAGCGAUGAAAGUGAUGAUCUUGGUGAGGGCAGUCACGACAAGCAACCAGAAGCCCUUUGGCGCGCACAACGACCGGAAAUGGAGACUAAUCAACCCAGUCAAUCAAUACCGCACAGAUCAAAUCAAUCCGCGCGGGACAAUGACACCACGAUAAAGAGAAUUGGAAACAGCACUGUAUUUAUCGGCUCGACUCCUCGUGGAAUCCGUCGGCAACAUUUUCAGGAAAUGUCGAACGCGUUCGGAUUUGUCUCUGAAGUCGACCUUGCCAAAGCUGUCGUGGAUUGCAGUAACUGUGAAAGGCGUGAAAUGUUGAGGCGCUUUUACGUCCACAAGAAUCCAAAUUUAUCCGAUCUAUGGAACGUAACAAGAGACUUUUUUGCUGGACGCCAAAACCGAAAAAAGGCCGUUAAGGAUGGCGAAUGGUCUGUCGCGAAGAUGCGGAAAAGGUUGAUUCGUGAAACGUCCAAAAGAUCGAAUGGGAAGUCAAAGCCCCUGCAAACACAUUUUCAUGGUAAGGACGGGUGUUCUAAGGAUAAUCUCGAGAGAAGAAUUCACCAUCACUCUGGGGGGGAAACUUCCCGAAGUAAAAAGCCAAAACUUGCUGUGGCGUUGAGUGGGAAUGAAAAAGUCCCUGAUGAGAGUCGUCUUGAAGACUUUGUAGGGAACAAAGAAAGAACUCAUCAUGUUGAUCGGAGAAACAGAGACGUGCCUCCUGCAGAGGCAGGUCAUUCUGUUGGACUUGCGCAUGUACCAUCGAUAGCAACAGCUGCUGAUGAAAAUUAUGUGGCAGAGAACCAAGAUUCUAGUUUCGAGAAUGACAAUCCCCUCGUUGCAGUUUCCAUUUUGGAUCAAUUUCUGAUGCAUAACUCUUCCAGCUUUGACACAAAACGAAGAGAGGAUAAUAACAGAGGAUUAGAUAAGUGUGAGCCAUUAAGUUCUAAAAGAAAGGAAGACAAACAACUGGACAGUACUGAACGAAAAGAGCCAACUGAAUGUAGAACGAAGGCAAAUAGCACAUCACUACUAGAUGAAUUCAUUUAGGAAAUGCUCAAGGUAGAAUUUUACACCAGAUUUGAUGAUUUGAUAAACGACUAAUAGGUUUCGAUCAAGGGUUUUUCGAGUUUUAGAGGUUUUUAUGAGAGGCCAAGGUGGAACUGGCUGUGAAUAUUUUUUACGGAAACGAUACGAUUUUAUGGUUUGACCCAUUGUGCCAAUGGUUUCUUAAGCAUACAAUAAAGAUAAUUUUUAAAAAGCAUUCCUGCAACCCCCCAAAAUUUAGAGCACACGGGCAGAAGUUAUUCGGCCCCCUAUAUGUCAGUUUGAAAAUAGUUCCUGUGGCGUGAUUCGAACUCUUGUCUUUGAUGACUUUCGUUGUAUCCGUUGCAUACCCGCCAUUAUCACAAGCUGCAAUUUUCUUAAUCUGGGCCCAGUUGUUCAAAGGCCGAUUACCGCUAACCCAUGGUUAAAUUGUAUUCCGGGUUUCUUUAUUUCCCUAU
Messenger RNA from Pocillopora verrucosa, 5248 nucleotides. RefSeq names its product DNA excision repair protein ERCC-6-like 2. Lineage: Eukaryota; Metazoa; Cnidaria; Anthozoa; Scleractinia; Pocilloporidae. Gene Ontology annotation, molecular function: ATP binding; ATP-dependent chromatin remodeler activity. The record is from RefSeq and is a predicted model, not a curated record.